GCGCGGCGCCGGCGUCACGCCACACAGCGGCCCGCGCGCCUUCUCCUCGGCGUCGGCCUCGUCCUGAGCUCGCGCCGGGCCCGCGGCGGCCAGGACCUCACGGUCCCCAGCAUGUCGUCCUCGGCCCCCGCCGCGGAAGGAGACGACGCCACCGCCCAGCCCGCGUCCGACCAGGACCCCGAAAUGCCCGGCCGCAGGGACGACAGCGACGACGAGGAAGAGGACGAGGAGGAGGAGGACGACGACGAGGAGGAAGAGAAAGAAAAGAGUCUCAUCGUGGAAGGCAAAAGAGAAAAGAAAAAAGUAGAAAGGUUGACAAUGCAAGUGUCCUCCUUACAAAGAGAACCAUUUACAAUUGCACAAGGGAAGGGUCAAAAACUGUGUGAAAUUGAAAGGAUACAUUUCUUUCUAAGUAAGAAAAAAACGGAUGAACUUAGAAAUCUACACAAACUGCUUUACAACAGACCAGGCACAGUGUCCUCAUUAAAGAAGAAUGUGGGUCAAUUCAGUGGCUUUCCAUUUGAAAAAGGAAGUACACAAUAUAAAAAGAAGGAAGAAAUGUUGAAAAAAUUCAGAAACGCCAUGUUAAAGAGCAUCUGUGAAGUUCUUGAUUUGGAGAGAUCUGGUGUAAAUAGUGAGCUAGUGAAACGGAUCUUGAAUUUUUUAAUGCAUCCAAAGCCUUCUGGAAAACCAUUGCCAAAAUCUAAAAAAUCUUCAAGCAAAAGCAAUAAAAAGGAACGGAAUAGUUCUGGAAUGGCAAGAAAGGCAAAGCAAACCAAGUGUCCUGAAAUUCUGUCAGAUGAAUCUAGUAGUGAUGAAGAUGACAAGAAAAAUAAGGAAGAGUCUUCAGAUGAUGAAGAUAAGGAAAGUGAAGAGGAGCCACCAAAAAAGACAACUAAAAGAGAAAAAACUAAGCAGAAAGCUACUCCUAAAAGUAAAAAGUCUGUAAAAAGUGCUAAUGUUAAGAAGGCAGAUAGCAGCACCACCAAGAAGAAUCAAAACAGUUCCAAAAAAGAAACUGAAUCUGAAGAUAGUUCAGAUGAUGAGCCUUUAAUUAAAAAGUUGAAGAAACCUCCUACAGAUGAAGAGUUAAAGGAGACAGUAAAAAAGUUACUGGCCAAUGCCAACCUGGAGGAAGUGACAAUGAAGCAGAUCUGUAAAGAGGUAUAUGAAAACUAUCCUGCUUAUGAUUUAACUGAGAGAAAAGAUUUCAUUAAAGCAACUGUGAAAGAGCUUAUUUCUUGAGAUGGAGU
Jaculus jaculus (lesser Egyptian jerboa) is the source of this 1253-nucleotide messenger RNA. It is a transcript of the gene Dek, whose product is annotated as DEK proto-oncogene. Bases 112 to 1245 code for a protein of 377 amino acids. The transcript is spliced from 11 exons. Gene Ontology annotation, biological process: regulation of double-strand break repair; chromatin organization. Gene Ontology annotation, molecular function: histone binding; DNA binding. Lineage: Eukaryota; Metazoa; Chordata; Mammalia; Rodentia; Dipodidae. The record is from RefSeq and is a predicted model, not a curated record. Gene Ontology annotation, cellular component: nucleus.